UUCUCCGGCCCACCCCGUCCCCGCCGGCCCGGUGGCGGAGGCGGUGCGCUGUUACCCGCGGAACCCUUGGAGCCCGGAUCAUGUCGCUGCGAGUGGCGAGGAGCGCGCGGGCCGUGGCCUGUAGCCUGCGCACUGCCCUGGCCUCCUGCCCACCGCGGCCUUGGACGCCGAGCGCCGCCGCUGUCCGCACCUUGCGCACCGGAUCCGCCUUGCUGUCGGUGCGUAAAUUCACAGAGAAACAUGAAUGGAUAACAACAGAGAACGGUAUUGGAACGGUGGGAAUCAGCAAUUUUGCACAGGAAGCUUUGGGAGAUGUUGUUUACUGUAGUCUGCCAGAAAUUGGGACAAAAUUGAAAAAACAAGAUGAGUUUGGUGCUUUGGAGAGCGUGAAGGCUGCCAGUGAACUCUACUCUCCUCUGUCAGGAGAGGUAACUGAAGUUAAUGAAGCACUUGCAGAAAACCCAGGGCUCGUCAACAAAUCCUGUUACGAAGAUGGUUGGCUGAUCAAGAUGACACUGAGUGACCCUUCUGAGCUGGAUGAAUUAAUGAGUGAAGAAGCAUAUGAGAAAUACGUGAAAUCCAUUGAGGAGUGAACAUGGCAUCCCUCCUCUCCCAAAUAAAACUGUGGGAAGGAACCUGCUCUGGCAUGUUUGUCUAAAACUAGUGGAGGAUAGAAGACUUGAAAUAGCUUAGCAAUACUGAUGGAAACAAACUGUUCUCAACAGUGCUACUUAAGACCCCUACUUCCUAAUGGGUGCAAAUAAACAUAAUGUACAUAUUUUUAAUAAUCCACAUACUAGGUAUUUAGACUAGGGGCUAAGCUCUGGUGCUUAGAAUUCUUGAGAUCAUCUGUGAUAAAAAGUGGUUAUGAAGCUGGGGUUGGUGAUAAACCACCCUUUAAUCCCAGCACUCAACGGGCAGAUGUUAGUUCAAGGUCAGUCUGGUCUACGUAACAAGUUCCAUCCAGGCCAGCCACAGUUACAAGGUGAGACCCU
Messenger RNA from Acomys russatus (golden spiny mouse), 995 nucleotides. It is a transcript of the gene Gcsh, whose product is annotated as glycine cleavage system protein H. The transcript is spliced from 5 exons. Gene Ontology annotation, biological process: protein lipoylation; glycine decarboxylation via glycine cleavage system. The record is from RefSeq and is a predicted model, not a curated record. Bases 81 to 593 code for a protein of 170 amino acids. Gene Ontology annotation, cellular component: glycine cleavage complex; cytoplasm; mitochondrion. NCBI's taxonomy places the organism in Eukaryota, Metazoa, Chordata, Mammalia, Rodentia, Muridae.